AUGUUCCACAGGAUGAUGGCGAAAGAUCGGGGGACCUCCCCCAUCUGGUCAGCACCACCCUUCCAUCCCUCUGCACCCCGCUGUUUAAAUUAUCCCAUCUUUAGACAACACUUCUCACAUCAGAGCUGGGCAAAAGGUCGGGGCAUCGGAGCGAAAAAAAUAAAAUAUAUCGCAACCACCCGGAAUAUGCAAGGAAAAUCGGGAAUGGGGAGAGAGAGAAAAAAAUCGAGACGGGCGCGGGUAGCUGAGUGGAGGAACUUCCUCAAGCGCCCUUCCUCCCCACCACCCCCGGAAGCCUCGCCUCUGUUUCUCUAUAUAGCUCUGACAAGGGUCCAGCGCUGCUCUUAUUAUGGACCCUCGAUCCCUUCCUCAUCCAUAUUCAUUUUUAUCUCACCUCUUGACGCUCAAAACUUAGCAACACUGCUCAGAGAGCAACCCCGAGAUCGCUUUACAAUGACUCCACCUUCACUUGGAACAGAUGGGACGGCCCCGACCAACGGAAUUUUGAACAGAGCUGUCAAUUGCGGCAACUAUCCGGCAAGGACGAACGGCAACACGGUCACGGUAACCGGAUAUUCUACAGGUACAUGUCAGCCUGGCAGUUGCAACAAGUUACAAUGUUAUCGGAAUGGCUGUGGUGGCUCAUUCACGGAUAGCAGGUCUUGGAGGGAACAUAAAAAGACCUGUAUACCUGUGGGAAGCUAUGGUUAUCGCUGCGUGUUCCCGGAUUGCCCCGACCGUUUUAUGACUUCUAGCCUUUACGACAUGAUAAGCCACCAACUGGUUCAUCAGAUGUUCGCUUGCUGCGCACGGGGGUGUGCCUGGGCCUUCUCUACACAGGAGGGAGCUAUCAAUCAUGUCAUCAAAGAACAUCGCAUGACCAAACCUCCUACAGACAUGAUAAAACACUCGUGGACAGUCCGGAAACAUCAGGGCGAAUUUCAGCGACAGUCAAGCCUUUGUUUCGACAUCACGGACAUCGUAUUGGACUGGGAGGCGGGGGUUUCGAGUCCUCCAGAGGGUAUCAGACCAGCCCCGAAGCUGGCCACAUACCCUCUGCCCGGGAGUAGGCAUCUCGAGAGUGGAGCAAAUGGUGAAGAUACAGAGGGUGCACAGAGUUUGAGCUCGGCAGUGUUCGCGCACAUCAUGCAUCAACUUGGGGCCAUCGGAGAUCUAUUGGAUAACCGAGCGUUGGCGCCGACUGCAACGGAGCGCCGCCAAGUGUCUCAAGCACUGGAUAUUAUCCAACAAAAUCUCCGAAGCAAAUCCUUUGCGCGUCCGUCGGCUAGCUGGAACGGGGGCCCUCCAUUCCCCGGCAGGGUUUCGAAUAUGUAUGGCUUGCACCGUCCGGAGACAGUGCUCCAGGAGGAACCUGCAACCGUUGGUGCCACAACUACUCUGGAAAUCCGCGAAGGGUCCAGACGUCAAAAGAAGAAAACCGCUACCACACAAAUACCUACAGCAAUAUCGCCCGUACAAGAGGAAGGUGAUGGUGGAGAUCUAUCCGGAACUGACCUCGACUCCGACGAGGAGCCCGACGCGCUAACGCUAGGAGCCGACGGCGAACCUCUACAACACACCCACCUCUCUGGCGAAGAACAGAGUAAAUACUUCCAACAAAUGCAGCAAUGCUGUGUCCGCGCUGCUCAUGAGUUCUACCUCCGCCACCGCGCGCACCUAGACAACAUCAAGGACAAGAAAUCUCGCCAACUCUGUCUAACGGCAAAAUCCAAUCCUAUCUCUAAGCCCGAUGACCUCAGUCUCCCGCAUUGGACCCAUCUCCUACGCAGGAUCAGCGAUGCAAGAGGUCUCCAGAAGAGCAUGGUCAGCAGGAUAGAGAGCUUCAAUGGGGACAUAUCCCCCGUUGACGAGGUUAGACAUGCGUUCGCGAAGGGCAAGGUCAAGAGCGAUAGGGACCUCUUGGCACUCGUCCAGUUGACGAGGAACUUUUGCUGGCAGCUGAAGGAUUGGGAUAGAUGCACAGAUUUGGACACGCUGUAUACGCUCCUGGAGAAGACCGUCCGCGAGGCAAAGCGUAGGAACUUGGAAAGGUGUAGCAAGCCAACUAGAAAUGGGACGUUCAAUAAUAGCAGGAGGGAGAGGCCAAAGAUCAGAAGCCCACAGAGGCAAUCGGCCACCUGGCCGUUGAUGGCGGAAACGAACGGGGCAGAAUGA
Tuber melanosporum (Perigord truffle) is the source of this 2175-nucleotide messenger RNA. RefSeq lists its product as uncharacterized. The transcript is spliced from 6 exons. Bases 1 to 2175 code for a protein of 724 amino acids. NCBI's taxonomy places the organism in Eukaryota, Fungi, Ascomycota, Pezizomycetes, Pezizales, Tuberaceae. The record is from RefSeq and is a predicted model, not a curated record.